AUGAACAAUCAAGAAUUCCGGAAACUUCUCCUUUCCAAGUCCUCCUCCUCCACCAACAACAAUGACACCUCCUCACCACCACCACCACCACCACCAUCCCGCCCAACAGCAGCAGCCGCGCUCGGCUCCAGACUCAAAUCCAGCAUCCCCAUGACCCCCCGAUCAACAGGUCGAGUCGACUUCGCGAGGCAACUAGCAGAGCAAAAAAACAAGCAGUUCGAAAAGACAGUCAAACGAUUCCGAACCUCGGCCCCGAAAGGGUCCCGGUUCGCAGAGGGCUACGUUGACCGCGCCAGGCAGAGGGAGCAAGAAGAGGAGGAUGAGAGAGUGGAACGACUGAAGGCGUUGGAGGAGGCUUUCAAACAGGAGGAGAUCGACAGGGAGACGUACGACCGGAUGCGCAGUCAGAUUGCUGGGGGUGACUUGGCGAGUACGCAUCUUGUCAAGGGGCUUGAUUUUGCUUUGUUGAGGAGGGUGAAGCAGGGGGAGGAUGUCUGGAGUGGGAAAAAGGCAGGCGAGGAUGAGCGUGGGGAAGAGGUGGAGGUGGAGGAGGAUGUGGACGGUGUCCUGGAGAAAUUGGCUGAUGCUGAAGUCAAGGCUGUGACCAGGGAAAAGGUGCGGAAGAAGGGGCAGUUUGCGACUGCUGCGUUGAAUCCAGGGCAGAAGAGGUCGAGGAAUCAGCUACUGGCUGAGUUGAAGGCGGCAAGGGAAGCGGCCAAGGCGAAAGAGGAGUCGGGUCUGGGGUCCAAGUUCAAGAAAAUUGGUGCGAAAAAGACGCCGGGGACGAGGAUAGAAAAGGAUAGCAUGGGUCGGGAGGUUCAGAUCACUGUUGACGAGGACGGCCAUGAGGUGCGAAAGAUUCGGAAGGUGGACCACAAACUAUUAGAGGAGGAACAAGACAGGGAAGCGGCCGCGCUGGCAUCUCGCGGCGUGCUUGGUAUGGAGGUGCCAGAGUUCUACAGGAAACAGCAGGAGGAAGCCGAGAGGGCGGCAAAGGAAGAGGAGGAGAGCAAGGAGAUCAGCAUCUUUGAUGACGCGGGCUCCGAUUACGACCCAUUAGCUGCGCUCGAAGACUCGGACUCGUCAUCUGAUGAGGAUAAGAAGGCGAGAUCAGACUCGGCAGCUGUGCCACCACCACCGAAACCUAGCUCCGGCCCUCCAGAGGAGAGAGAUUAUUUCAAGAAUUUCAGAGGAGGAAAGGUGGAUCUUUCGACGGGCCAAACAUACAAGGCACCGUCUUUGGAUGAUCCCUUGCUGCAGGCGGCACUCAAGAAGGCAAAGGCAAAUGGCGCACUGGAGAAAUCAGAGGAGGAGAUCAAGGCUAAAGAGCGGGAAGAGAGGCUCAAAAAGAAGCUGCAGGAGUCGUUGCGCGAUGAUGAGGAUAUGGACAUGGGAUUUGGGUCAAGCAGACUUGAGGAUGAUGCUGACUUUGAGGAGAAAAAGGUGAAGCUGUCUGAGUGGGGUGAGGAUAGUGAUGGGUAUGGUGAUGGCUAUGGGGGAGGUGGUGGGGACAAGAAGGAGAAGAGGAAGAGGGGUGGGAAGAAGAGGAAGGGCGAUAAGAACAAUUUUGAGGAUGUUAUGCGGGUGAUGGAGAGGCAGAAGGGCGGGUCUAAGUGA
This is a messenger RNA of Podospora bellae-mahoneyi, 1617 nucleotides long. RefSeq lists its product as uncharacterized. The transcript has a single exon. Gene Ontology annotation, cellular component: nucleus. NCBI's taxonomy places the organism in Eukaryota, Fungi, Ascomycota, Sordariomycetes, Sordariales, Podosporaceae. The record is from RefSeq and is a predicted model, not a curated record. The coding region runs from base 1 to 1617 and encodes 538 amino acids. Gene Ontology annotation, biological process: mRNA splicing, via spliceosome.